GUGUGUGUGUGUCCGGGGAGGAAGAUGUCUGUCUCCGGGAUGAAGAAGCAGCUCCACAAAGCGAGCCAGCUGCUGAACGAGCGCCUGAUGGGAGCUGAAGGAACAAAGAUGGACGACGACUUCCUGAAGAUGGAGAAGAGUGUCGCGGUGCUGCAGUCCCUGCUGCUGGAGCUCCUCUGCAGAACCACUGAGGUCCUGCAGCCCAACCCGGCGGACAGAGCCAAGCUGAGCGUCCUCAACACGAUGUCGAGGAUCCGCGGCCAGGGGAAGGCGGGGGGGUACCCGCAGACAGAGAGCAUUCUGGGAGAUUCUAUGACGCACUACGGCCAGGAGCUCGGAGCGGAGUCGGAGUUCGGGGGCGCUCUGCUCGGGGUGGGGGGGGCUCUGCAUGAGGUCUCUCAGGCCCGGGUCGUGCUCGAUGAAGAGGCCAGACGGAGCUUCAUGGAGCCGCUGGAGGAGCUGCAGGACACGGAGCUGAAGGAGAUCCGGGUGAGAGGAGGGGAAUCACAGAAGUUCCAGUUGAAGAAGCUGAACGGCCGCCGGCUGGAUUUCGACUACAAGCGGCGGCAGAGAGGGAACGUUUCCGCUGAGGAGGUCCAUCUCGCCUGGGACAAGUUCAUCACGUCCAAAGAGUCAGUGGAGAGGAGCAUGUUCGUCCUCCUGCAGAGCGACGGCCAUGAUAUCUCCAGAUGUUUCUGUCUGCAGGGCGAUCUCCUCUCUCGUCUCGCGGCUCUCGUCUCCACGCUGCUCGAGUUUCACCGCAACGCACACCGCAUCCUGCUCGGUCUCCAUGGCGACCUGCAGGCCAGGCUGACGGCGGCCAGCAACAAACCGGAGCGACACUGCAGACCGAAGAAGAUCCGAAUCAGACGGGAACAGAUCGGCAGCGUGGAGGUCUUCCAGCGCCCCCCCCGACCCCUCAGGAGAGUUCACAGAGUUCACGUCCAGACCCAGCAGUCCCGUCUCCUGCUACGCGGACAGUGGGCUGGUCCUGGAUCAGCCCUGUUGCCGGGCGCUCUACUCUUUCCACCCCGGUUACCAUGGCGAGCUGAGCUUCAGCGCCGGCGACGUCAUCCUGCUGACCAAUCAGGUGGACGCCAACUGGUACGAGGGAACGCUCGGCAGCGAAUCAGGACUCUUCCCCAUCAGCUACGUGGACGUGCUGGUUCCUCUGCCGCUACAGUGACGCCUUCUUCAUUUAUAGACGAUUAUAUGCAAGUUUACAGCUUCUGAUGGAUCACUGAUUACUGAUUAUUGAUCUGUUUCACUGGGAUGAAGGCCAUAGUUUGUACUGAAGAGCACUUUAGUUUCUGACCUCACGUUGUACUUAAAACACAUAAAUACAUCAUGUAAAUCACAUUAAGUAUUAAAGCCAUUGUUGGUAAAAAAAAUAAAAUAAAAUAUGACGCCAGGGGAACAGGGUAAUCUUCUUAAAAUAAAUAUCAGAAUAUGAAAAAAAAGAAAUGUUAUCGAAUCUACAAAAAAAAUCUACAAGAAACAAACUUGAAUAUUCUCUCAGAUUUCAAAACAAAAGACUAAUUCUCAGAGAAUAAAUUUACACGUUUUACAAGAAAAUAACCCUCAAAAACAAGAAAAUCUGAAGCCAGGGGAACGGGGAAUUAUCGAGAUUAAAGUCGUUCAUGUACGUGGAAAUAAUACGAAAUUAAAUAAAAUUAAUAAGAAGAAAAUAGAAAGAAUAAUAAAGUGUUAAUUUUAUAGGAAAAUCUCACAAAUUCGAGAAAACUGAAAUGAUAAAGUCUUACAAUUACAAGAAAAAAUAUAAAGGCACUAUCUGAAAAAAAUGUUAAAUAAAAAACUAAAUGUGACAUUUUCUCUUAGAUUUUAAAACCAAAA
Molecule: messenger RNA, 1854 nt
Organism: Trematomus bernacchii (emerald rockcod)
Lineage: Eukaryota; Metazoa; Chordata; Actinopteri; Perciformes; Nototheniidae
Product: endophilin-A3-like
Cellular component (GO): cytoplasm
Molecular function (GO): protein binding
Source: RefSeq, a predicted model, not a curated record